CACAUAAUUUGGAACAUCUAAAAGAGGAGACAAUCUCCUAUUUAUACAUGGCAUUUUUCUCUUUUUAUACUGCAGACUCAUCUUUUGUACUACAAAUCAUCCAAUUGCACGCUCACAUUCGAAAUAUGUGUCAGACUAGUGUUUCCACCCAACUUCUUUCACUUAUUUUGCUAUCAGGAAUUCUAUACCUUGAAACUGUUAAGCUCGGUCUCUGCAGCGUUGAUCAUAACGUGGGAUGCCUGGAUUUUGAGAGGAAAGCCCUUCUUGAGGUCAAACAAGGCCUCGUUGAUCCUUCAGACAGGCUUUCAUCUUGGACGGGAGAAGAUUGCUGCAAAUGGCGGGGUGUAGGCUGCAACAAAAAAACUGGACGUGUGACCAGGCUCAAUCUUCACAACGAAUAUGUAGAUGGUUUGGACGGUGAAGAUGGAGCAAUGCAUGCAUUAGGUGGUGAGAUCAACCGUUCUUUGCUUGUUUUGAAAGAUUUGAUUUAUUUGGAUUUGAGCAUGAAUAACUUCGAAGGUGUUCGAGUUCCAAGUUUCAUGGGAUCACUAGAGAAGCUUGAAUACCUCAAUCUCUCUGGUGCAUCUUUUGGUGGGGUCAUUCCCCAUAAUCUCGGAAAUCUUUCGAGAUUGCUUUUUCUAGACCUCAGCAAUAAUUUUUUUGAACCGAAUGCGACUGACCUUCGAUGGCUUCCAACUCUUUCUUCCUUAAAGUUCCUCAACUUGGGAGGAGUGGAUCUUAACAAGGUUGCAUCCUCUUGGCUUCCCACUGUUAAUAUGCUCCCUUCACUUGUUGAACUGCAUUUGCCCUCUUGUCAACUUUCCAUCCUUCCUUUCGCUCUUCCUUUUAUAAAUUUCACAUCCCUUUCGGUUCUCGAUCUCUCUACCAAUAAUUUCAACUCCACAUUACCUCCUUGGUUGUUCAAUCUGACUAAACUAGUCAGCAUUGACCUAAACUCCAAUAAUCUCCGUGGAGCACUUCCAGAAACAUUUGGUAGUUUGAAGUCUCUCCAGACGCUUGAUUUGUCUCAGAAUUCAGACAUUGAAGGUCAGUUGCCACGAAGCUUGGGAACGCUAUGCAAUUUGCAGGCACUGAAACUUUCUAUCAACAGAAUUACUGGUGAGAUUACUAAUUUUGUUGAUAGUUUGUCUUCAUGCGCAAAUAUCAGCUUACAGAGGUUGGAUUUGGGAUAUAAUAACCUGACAGGAAAACUGCCUGAUUCUUUGGGACAUCUUAAAAAUUUAAGAUCUCUCAAAUUGUGGCACAACUCGUUUCAGGGUUCAGUUCCAACAUCCAUUGAAAACUUAAAAUCUUUGGAGGAGUUUUACAUUGCAUACAAUCAACUGACGACGAUCCCAGAAAGUCUCGGUCAACUCUCAUCGCUGGUUGCGCUAGAUAUCUCGGAAAACACAUGGGAAGGUGUCAUUACAGAAGCUCAUUUGGCGAAACUUCGAGGCCUAAAGGAUUUAUCCAUAAAAAAGGGAUCUCAAAACGUUUCUCUGCUUUUCGACAUUAGUCCUGAUUGGAUACCUCCUUUCAAGUUGAAAUACUUGGCAAUCCGAUCAUGCAAACUUGGUCCCAAAUUUCCUACAUGGCUCAGAAAUCAGAAUGAGCUGGUUACUGUGGUACUCAGUAAUUGCAGGAUUUCCGACACCAUACCAGACUGGUUUUUGCAGUUGGAUUUGCAAUUGGAUGAAUUCGAUGUUUCUUUCAACCAACUAAGUGGCAGGGUGCCGCAUUCAUUAAGAUUCAGCUUUCCCUCCACUUUUGAUUUGAGUUCAAACCGCUUUGAGGGUCCCCUCCAACUCUGGUCAUCAAAUAUUACCAUGCUGUAUCUUAAAGAUAAUCAAUUUUCUGGGCCAAUUCCUCGUAAACUUGGUGAUGCAAUGCCCUCGCUGACAGAUCUAGACCUUUCGAGGAACUCUUUGAAUGGAAGCAUUCCCCUGUCCAUAGGCAAUCUACGCCAAUUGAUGACCAUUGUUGUCUCGAAUAACCAAUUGUCGGGUGAGAUUCCUCAUUUUUGGAACAAUAUGCCAUUAUUGUACAUCCUAGAUGUGUCAAAUAACAGUCUUUCAGGUUCAAUCCCAAGUUCCUUAGGUUCUCUCAUUUCACUUAGAUUCUUGAUACUCUCUAGCAACAACCUUUCGGGCGAACUUCCUUCGUUGAGAAACUGCACCGACAUGAGGAGUCUUGAUCUUGGUGAGAACAAGCUGUCUGGAGCUAUUCCGGCUUCCAUAGGAGAAAACAUGCUCUCUUUGUUGAUUUUACGCUUGAGGUUCAACUCGUUUAGUGGAAACAUCCCUUCGCAAUUAUGCGGCCUUUCCAAUCUCCACAUAUUGGACCUCUCUCACAACAAUCUUUCCGGAAAUAUUCCACGCUGCAUAGGUAACUUGAAUGGCUUCAGAUUGGAAUUCACAGAUAAAGAUACACAAGACUAUCUUUACCAGGGAAGAUUGAAGGUAGUGGCUAAAGGAAGAGUGCUCGAAUAUGACUCCAUCCUUUACCUUGUCAACAGUGUUGAUCUCUCGGACAAUAACUUGUCAGGAGAGAUGCCUGUGGGGCUAACGAGCCUUAUAAGGUUAGGCACCUUGAAUCUGUCCAUGAAUCAUUUGACAGGAAAUAUCCCAGCAGAGAUCGGAAUCUUGGAGCGGAUAGAAACUCUUGACCUAUCAAGCAACAAACUUUCGGGUCCAAUUCCACAGACCAUGGUUUCUUUAACAUUUUUGAAUCAUCUCAACUUGUCAUACAACAACUUGUCCGGGAAAAUCCCAACAAGCAACCAGUUUGAAACCUUCAUUGAUCCAUCCAUUUAUGAAGGCAAUGCCGGUCUCUGCGGGCAUCCAUUACCAACCGAUUGCCAAGGCAACAAAGAAACACCUCCGGCUCCAAGUGCAGAUGGGGAGGAUGAUGACGGUAAGUCCGAUAGGCUAUGGUUCAUCUUCAGCGUGGUGAUAGGUUUCUGUUUCGGGUUCUGGGGAGUUUUCGGGACUUUGGCCGUCAAGAAGUCUUGGAGAUAUGCCUACUUUUGCUUCGUUGACAAGGUGAAGUAUGCUGUGCUUGAUUUUUUCUCAGCCAUUGCUACUUAUCUGCAGAAAAGAUCAUAGAUUUUAGAAGAAGCUGUCAACUGUGAAAGCUUAUUUAAGCAAAUAAAGAUGUUUAAUA
This is a messenger RNA of Malus domestica (apple), 3162 nucleotides long. Its product is annotated as receptor-like protein EIX1. Lineage: Eukaryota; Viridiplantae; Streptophyta; Magnoliopsida; Rosales; Rosaceae. The record is from RefSeq and is a predicted model, not a curated record. Gene Ontology annotation, molecular function: protein binding.